AUGGUGAGGGUGCACUACACCGCUCAACCCGAGAACAACACGAAAUCGUGCAAGGCUCGGGGCUCCGACCUCCGCGUCCACUUCAAGAACACCCAUGAAGUUGCGAUGGCCAUUCGCCACAUGCCGCUGAAGCGUGCCCAGCGCUACCUCCAGAACGUGCAGGAGAAGAAGGAGAUCAUCCCUUUCCGCCACUUCAACCACUGCGUUGGACGCAAGGCCCAAGCGAAGACCUUCGGCGUUGUCCAAGGACGUUGGCCCGUGAAAUCCUGCGAAUUCAUCUUGCAGCUGUUGAGAAAUGCGGAAAGCAAUGCUGACUACAAAGGCCUGGACACCGACCAUCUCGUCAUCGAGCACAUCCAAGUCCAGCGUGCCGCUAAAAUGCGCAGAAGGACAUACCGCGCUCACGGCCGAAUUAACCCGUUCAUGUCCUCUCCCUGCCACAUCGAAGUCAUCCUGACCGAGAAGGAAGACGUCGUCUCGAAGCCCGCGGAAGGUGUUGCCCGCGUAAAGAAGGAGUCUAAGAAGAAGCAGAAGCGCCAACUGGCCCGCGGGGAGUAU
Messenger RNA from Mesorhabditis spiculigera, 558 nucleotides. Lineage: Eukaryota; Metazoa; Nematoda; Chromadorea; Rhabditida; Rhabditidae. The record is from the annotation of a GenBank genome assembly.